GUGGUCCGGUGCCGACGUGGCGCGCGCCUGGGCGGAAAGAGCGACGGCGCCGCGAGAGCCACCGAACACCAUGUCACAAGAGGAUGCAGUGGGAGACCCUCCGACACGCACAGAUCCCACUGUCUUUGAAACGUCUUCAGAGGAACGUGACCCUGUUCCUGCACCCAGAACAGAUGAUUCUCCUUCUGCUCCUCCACUCUCUUUUGCUACGCCAGAGCCUCGGCCAGCAAAUGAGGGUGCAGAAGAGCACCCUCCAGCCACCCAGGCCAAAGAACCUCCUCAGGGCCAGUCGGAGCAAGGCUCUGGGGAUCAUAUGGCUGAAUGCAACGAAUCAGUGAGCUUGGAGCCGGACGCUGCUGAAGCAGAGGUGGAGAUCUCAGAGCCCUCUCCAUCUAAAGGCUGGGGUGGAUGGGGCUCCUGGGGAAAGUCCCUGCUGACCAGUGCCACGUCCACAGUGGGUCAGGGGUUAAGCUCUGUGAGAGAGAAAGCGGGUGUGGCAUUGCGGAUACGCCAGCCAUCUUCAUGUGAGGAAGCUGAGGAGGCUGAAGAACAUCCAGGUGCUGAGUCCACAGAGCCGGAUCAGACUGGUCAGACGGAUGGUUCAGUGGCCCAGUCCAGCAGCGCACCAAGAGGAGUGCUGUCCACCAUCACCAGUGCCGUACAGAACACUGGUAAGUCUGUUCUGACUGGAGGUCUCGACGCGUUGGAGUUUAUUGGGAAGAAGACGAUGACGGUGUUGGCAGAGAGUGACCCAGGCUUUAAGAAGACCAAAAUCCUCAUGGAGAGAACUGUGUCACUAUCCCAGGUGCUGAAGGAAGCCAAAGAGAAAGAGCGGGAGAAGUUGGGCAGUCAGACAGUGUCCGAACCCACGGCCCAUUACAGCAUUCUGUUUGAUGAUUACCAAGGCCUGUCCCACCUGGAAGCUCUGGAGAUACUGUCCAACGAGAGUGAGGGGAGGGUUCAGGCCGCUCUUGCCUCCUUGGAGGGGGAGCAGUUGGAGCUUGUGAAGAAGGAGCUGAUUGAGAUUAAGGAGAUCUUCAUCGCGAUGGAGGAAGAGGAGGAUGAGACGAGUGCUGAGGAAAACGUUGCUGAUGGGGAAGAAUUUGUCAGUGUGCUCACAGAGCUGCUCUUUGAGCUACAUGUUGCUGCUACACCAGACAAACUGAACAAGGCCCGUGUGAAGGCGUACGAUUGGGUGAAAGAGGUGGAGAAGCCCGCUGCCACCGACGUUGCUAAGGAGGCAACCGAGGAGGCGAGCAAAGACAGCUCUGCCCCUUCCACCACUGAAGGAUUAGAAGAAGGAGAGAACAAAGAAGGGAGUGAGAAAGAAGUCGAGAACGGAAAUGCAGAUAACGGCUCCCCCAACAAACUGGAGAGUGUGUAUAUGUCCUCGGUAGGCAGUCUUGCGGAGGUGACCGCUCGUAGUAUAGAGCAGCUCCAUAAAGUGGCUGAACUGAUAUUGCAUGGACAAGAUGUCGAGAAACCAGCAGUCCAGCAGGCCAAAAUACUGUCCAGGCUGACCUGUGCUAUGUGUAAGGAGGUGGGCUGCAUGGCGCGCAGGUUCUCUGAUACACUUCUGACUGUAGGGAGCCAGAGGAAAGCAGAAGAAUUGAACCCUUUGGUAAACAGCGUGUUGUUUGAGGGCUCCAACAGCACUACAUAUAUUCAUAAUGCUUUCCAGCUGCUGCUGCCUGUUCUGCAGAUUUCCUACAUUCAGACCAGCCAAACUCCAGCUAAAACCGACCCAGAACCAGCUCCUACAGACUGACCUCCUCCUGCGUAUGUGUGCGUGACUCAUGUAUGUUAGUGUGUGUUGCUUUCUUCUGUAAUCUGCAAAAAUUGCAAUUUGCAAUGCCUUCGUGUACAGUUAAGCAAUCCACUUAGAGAUAUUUAGAACAGCUAAUUCAGAAUAUAAUAUAGACUUAUUAUAAUAACUUAUUUAGGAUGCUCUAGUGUCAGUCCUAUAAUAGUAUCUUUAAAUGUGUUCAUUUACUGUAUAAACAAAUGCAGACACUAGUGACUGAUUGUAUUAUAAUGUAAUGACAUGAAAUUGAGUGCUAUGCAGUGCAUUUGCCUUCAAGUCACAAACCAAAUCCAUUACGAAUUUUUUGAACACUAACCAAAAUAACUACGCUGCCUUUAUUUGAAAGGGACAGCAAUUAGGAGUUUCAAGCCUAUGCCAGUGUUUUCAACUUGGAUCCUUACAUUGAUUCACAUUGAAUUUUUGUUUGCAUUGCGAUGUAAUAAUGGUGUCUAACGUUACACAGUCAAGCUUUCAUGCAACCGGAGUUGCUUGAAACCUGCAUGAAACUAAACUGCGCUCGAGUUGAAAAGUGUCCUGAAACUCGCUUUAAACCCAGCUGUUUGUGAAACAGCAACUCGCAUUGCUGAUAAUGGAAAAAACAGAAAACAGGAAUGUUGAGAAAAUUCAAAUCUAACCAUCGCAAAUGAUGUCACAAAGGAUAUCUCUCACACUGCCCCCAUAUACAUUAAACAGAGGCUCACAUCCAUACCAGCACACACAUACACACAUUAGUAACAACCUGGGAUACCAUACCAAUGGCAGAGCAGCAAAUUACUAUAGCAAUGGCCAAGCUACAUCCUAACAUCACCUUUUCAUCACUUGAGAUAUCAUAGAAAUGGCCUUGCAAUACCUUAGCACCCACCUGGGCUUUCGUAACGGCUUUUCCAAGCCAAUUUAAAGUUCCAAACUUUCCCCUUGUGGUCCAUUUUGUCAGUUUCCUGACAAACACAUGUAACAAAUGUAAGUUUCUCAAAGCUAACAUUUCUGUAACUAACGCUAGCAGCUGUUUAGAUGACUGCUCACAGAAGGGGGGACCAGGAUGCCGUCCUCAGUGAACUGCUUUUAGGACUGGAUGAGUGAUGCAUCAAAUCAGUUCUAACUAUAACGGCUAGUUAAAGGCUUAAAAUAUAGAGCUACAAAACAAAACAAAAACAUAUAUAGCAAAGAACCAUAGAACAACAGUUUGAGAAGAAGAAUGGCAACGCAAGCUGGAAAAGAUGUAUAAAGAAUUACAGCUUGCGGAUGACCGUAAAGCAAAAACGAUACAGGGUAUCAAAACAUACAAGCUGCUAAUGUAGUUAACUAGUGGAGGAACUGAAAUUGUUGCAUGCAACUUUGAUUACUUUGAAUUGUUUUGUGUAACCGGCAGGUUGCACAGUAAUUAUGUUGCAGGCAACUGACAACACACAACUGAAACUUUCACUGUGUAAAGCCAGCUUAACCAUAAUUAAUAGAUCAAAAUGGUCUGAAUUCUAGAGCCACAUAGAGAACUACACAAAAAUAAUUUCAGUUAGCCUGAGACAAAUUCUGCAUAAAUGAAUGCCUGGAAUAAACCUCCCGUGGCCUAUAACUCUGCGAGCAAUGCUACAGCAAGUCAAUUGCUUCAUAAAUCUGGCACACACAACAGCCGGAAAUGAAACAAAGUGAAUGGAUGCUACAUCUGCAUAAUAUGUCACCCAGCUUGAUUGAAGGGCAAAGCCCUGGCAGAUCUGCCACCGUCUGCACUGAUUGAAUAAUGAUUUAAUGCAAAUGUCAGAAAAUUGAUAUUUGGGAUUUCUGCUUGUGGCAGCAUUUGCACAUGAACACUGAUUGCGACUUUGGCUAGUUUGAUUAGCUUCGUAGUCAAAUAGCAAAGCAUAGAAAAAUCUGUGCGCUUUUAAAACAGCCAGAAAAGAAAGACAUUCCACGUGUAGUGACAUUUCAGUCUGUAACCCGUUAUUAAAUUUGGAUCUGCAGCAUUAAUGUAUGAGUAAAUGAAGGGUUACAGCUGUACCUCACCUGAUGUUUUAUUUUCUCUCUGAGCAAAAUAAGAAUUGCAUAUAAUGAUGUAAGAUUCACCAAAGUGCUUCACUGUUUGCUAAUGUGUAUUCCUAUGUAUUGGAGGAACACCUCAGUCUUUUUAAUCUAAGCUCUGUCCGCUGUAUUUGUAGCCAAUGGUGGAUUACAUUUUUUAAUUUGAUGCCAAAUUUCUAUUUAUUAGUUUAAUAUUGGAAACUAUAAAAUGUGCCACAGGCCACUUUUCCAAUGUCUAAUUGUGUAUAAAAAUGUGCAAAAUCGACAAAAUGACUUGACCAGGGGUGCCCAAACUUUUGCUGGGAGGCAAUAGAGAAGUUAUUGUCUGUUGUAAUCGCUUAUAUAAUACAGGUGCAGCAGAUAGAGAUUAGCUCGACACUAGAGUGUUCCAGUAAUGAUCUAGUUUGGCCUCGUUUACUUCCACAAGUGCUUUAUGCUGGUGGCCAUCCAGCAAUAGUGGGAGCCAACCGUAUGACCACAGAUCUUGGCUUUGACUCACAGCAUUUGACCCCAGCUGAUGGUUACUGCUAUUCUGCCCUUGACUAAGGCCCUUCACUUUGGUGAGUUGCUAUGGGCAAUAUCAGAAAAUGUAAAUAUAUUUUUUGAAACUACUAUUUAGAUGUUACUUAAUGUUUCCCAACAAUCUAAGCCUAUUGUGCGCUAUUACAUAAGAAGGGAAACCACCAAAGUGCUUUAUUAAAUAUUGUAAAAGGGGUUAAAGGUGUUUGUAACUGAUAUCUGCCUUGCUUAGGACCAUUCAUGCCUUUCACAUCAAUAAAAUGACAAACAUUAA
Messenger RNA from Pygocentrus nattereri (red-bellied piranha), 4610 nucleotides. RefSeq names its product family with sequence similarity 114 member A1 (gene fam114a1). The record is from RefSeq and is a predicted model, not a curated record. The coding region runs from base 71 to 1768 and encodes 565 amino acids. Lineage: Eukaryota; Metazoa; Chordata; Actinopteri; Characiformes; Serrasalmidae. The transcript has 13 exons.